AUGGCUUCAAAGUCUGUAAGCUUCUCGUCAGCUCGAGAACUUCGGAGAGUCCAACAUGGAUUGUCGCAGUUACUCAACACGACAAGCGCUUCAAUUCCAUAUUCGAUUCGCAGAAGCUAUUCUCUGAGCGCUUCUAAAACCACCAUUCCUUCCAGAAAUACCGCAAGCUCACACCAAUUCUUGUUGUCGACCCCCACUCUAUGCGCCCAGCACCGCUACGCAUCACAGCUAGCAAAGUCCAUUCUGCCACGCCCCGGAACCGCAGCAGAAACAUAUGUGGCAUAUGGAUUCACGCAGAAGUUGUUUGAGGCUUGUUCGAGCCAGGCCGACUAUUCCAUCCCAGACGCGUCCGGGAACAGAGACAAGAUCCCGAAGAACGAAGCUGGCGAGGAUAUCGGAGUUGGAGAUGGAUGGUGGUAUAAAGAUCUUGGCCUCAUUCCCACAUUUUCAACCUGGUCUCAAGUCACGUUCUUGCACAUGUAUCUCCUGACCGUACGUCUCCGGGCAUUACCAAGCCAUGAAAGUGUCCAGACAUAUUCACGACACUUGAUCGACCAUUUCUCGCAUAACGCCGAGCACCGCAUGGACGUUCUGCACGGCUUCACGAGUCGUACGCUUCGUAACAAGUUCCUCAAAGAUCUCUUUAUCCAGUGGCGUGGCGUGCUUGCGGCUUACGAUGAGGGACUCGCGAAGGGAGAUGCGGUCUUGGGGGCAGCUGUGUGGAGGAACCUGUGGAAAGCAAACCACACAAGCCCCGACAACCAAGAAGAUAUAGACUGGACAAAAGUUGCCUACGUUGUUGCCUAUAUGCGACGGAGCCUCUAUGAGCUCUCCAAGGUACAUGAGGCGGAUCUGAUUCUUUCGCUAGAACGACACGCCGGAAAACCUGGCAUCUUUGGUAUUACCGAAGAUGACAAGAAAUUGGUGGAGACCGGACGGUAA
This is a messenger RNA of Penicilliopsis zonata CBS 506.65, 942 nucleotides long. RefSeq lists its product as hypothetical. Gene Ontology annotation, cellular component: mitochondrion. Bases 1 to 942 code for a protein of 313 amino acids. The record is from RefSeq and is a predicted model, not a curated record. Lineage: Eukaryota; Fungi; Ascomycota; Eurotiomycetes; Eurotiales; Aspergillaceae. Gene Ontology annotation, biological process: mitochondrial respiratory chain complex III assembly. The transcript has 3 exons.